Messenger RNA from Cornus florida, 630 nucleotides. RefSeq names its product zinc finger protein 5-like. Gene Ontology annotation, cellular component: nucleus. The coding region runs from base 1 to 630 and encodes 209 amino acids. Gene Ontology annotation, molecular function: transcription cis-regulatory region binding; DNA-binding transcription factor activity. The transcript has a single exon. Lineage: Eukaryota; Viridiplantae; Streptophyta; Magnoliopsida; Cornales; Cornaceae. Gene Ontology annotation, biological process: gibberellic acid mediated signaling pathway; cytokinin-activated signaling pathway; trichome differentiation. The record is from RefSeq and is a predicted model, not a curated record.
AUGGAGAAGGGCGUGUUAGAACAAGACCGCGCUGCCUCUUGUCAUCUCUCUCCAAGUUCAGGGGAGAACAAGCAUGGUGGCUUCUUUUCCAACAUGCAAGUUAAAGACAAGAAGCUCAGAUUGUUCGGCUUUGAUGUCGAUCCACAUCCAAAUUAUGCCAUGGCUGAGAAUGACAAAGGAGAUGAAAAUGCAAUUUCUGCACAUGCAGGAGAGAAACAUGUCAAGGAGAGAAACAUGAGGUAUGAGUGUCAAUUCUGUUACAAGAAGUUUACGAGCUCACAGGCUUUGGGAGGCCAUCAAAAUGCCCACAAGAAGGAGAGGUUGAAGAAGAGAAGACAGCAAUUCGAGGCGAAGAAAGCAAGCAUCAAUUUCCACCUUCAACCUUUCCAAUUUUCUUCGAGGUAUUAUAACCCUGCCUGCUACACACCAGAGUUCAAAAAACCACACUUCAAUGGAAGCCAUGAUUUGUAUUCAUUUGGCCUACAAAUUUGUGUUCCAUUCCAAGAAAGUUCAGGCACAAACAAGUAUGACAAGAACAAUCCCUUUAUAAUUAGGCCUGCAGAAUUGCCUGAUUCCAAGCAGAGUUGUGAAAUAUUAGAUUUCCAGCUAGGGUUUGUUGCAAAAAUAUGA